GUAAAAAAAUAAAAUGGAUAAGAAAGCAGCAAAAUCAAUCUUCAGCUGAUGUUUUUCUAUUAGAAAAUGCUUUUUAUCGAGACAAAACUAUGGUUUUUGAUCAGUGUAAUAAUUUAUUUCAUCAAUGUAAUGGUGUUGUUCUAUAGUUUCAUAUGUGCAAACGUUUCAAAAGUGAUUGAUUUGUUGGAAGUGUGAAGUUGAUUUUUAGAAUCCCGACGGAAGAGUAAUACCUCAUCGACCCUGCUUUCAAUUCCAAGUUAUAUCUGUAUCUUAACUGCGUUUGUUCAACAUCGAUUUUUCUUAAGAAUAAUUCUCAAUGGAGCGUCCGAAACGGCAAAAGACCGGAUCUGCCGGCAAAAUGAUGGCAUUUGAGAGAUUGAAGCAGUUGAAAAGCGGCGGUGGCAAACAUAAAGUCGACGUCGGCCCAAUGGAAAAUGUUUAUGAAGAAGUAACCGAAGAAGAAUAUACUGAAAACGUCUUGAAACGGCAGCAAGAUGAUUGGAUUGUUGAUGAUUUUGGAACUGAAGGCUACGUUGAAGACGGCCGCGAAAUCUUUGACGAUGAUCUAGACGAAGCAAGUAUACAGAAAGAUCGUAAAAGUAAAAAAAGAGAUUAUACUGGUGCUCAUAAGAAAGUAGAACCUCCGAAAGGCAAUAUACAGAAAAUGCUUGCCAACAUGCCCGUCAAGAAAAAAAAAGUUACAACGGAAAACGAUGAUAUUCUCAAUGAACUAAUGGGAAAUUUGGACGAAGAAUACGGUUCAAAAGGCCCAAGACCUCUUCCCGUUAGAACAUAUAGCUCUAGACCUCCGAAAACUCCGCUGAAUGAUGAUUAUAGACGUAUGCAACCUUCUUCUGAUGACAACUUUGUCAAUACAUUUGUGAAAGCCCAGUCAAAUGAUGACUUCGAUUGUAUCAAUGCUAAAACUCCUUCGAAAAGAGAUCUAAAGGAUAAUUCCGGUUCUUCCGCGUCAUCGAAAAUGGAAAAUAUUCCUAAAACAGUAGUCAGGAGCGUAACACCACCAGUGUUUGAAAAAAAAGUCGAAUCGGAGAUUAUCGAAUUUCCCGAGGAUGAUUUCGACCCUGUGAACCUUGAAAUUCCAUCAAACUCGUGUUCAAAUUCUUCCAACUCAGAAAUUGCUUUGAACGGUAGCUCCAGUCGUGUGAAUGGAAGUGUUCCCAGAGUCAAAUUCGAAACUCCAAAUUCGCCGGUGGUUGAAAAAGAUGGUAUGAAAGGCUCCAGCUCAGAAGUGGUUGUCAAAAAAACACCUUCGAAAUCUAGUUUACCAGAUUCAUUAGCCUCGUGGAGUCCCUGCGUCAGCGAUAGUAUUCCAUCUGUUAAUAUUGAUUGUUCCAAAUUGCCAUUAUUCGAGAAAGAAGAUGGUACCAAAGUAUUCAGAUUUUUCUAUUGGGAUGCUUAUGAAGACUUAUUUACCAAACCGGGAACAAUUUAUCUGUUUGGCAAAGUUUGUGUAGAAGGUUCGGAAUAUGCCAGCUGUUGCAUCACCGUUAAAGAUGUGGAAAGGAAGAUAUAUUUAUUGCCUCGAGAAAAAAAAAUGGAUUUGAAAACGAAAGAAGAAACUGAUGAGCUUGUUUGCAUAAGGGAUGUUUAUGAUGAAUGGAAUGAUCGAAUGACUGCGAAGUAUCGAAUCUCAUCAUUUAGAAGUAAAGAAGUCAGUAAAAACUACGCAUUUAAUUUUUCGGACGUCCCGGAUACCAGCGAUUAUCUCGAAAUAAGAUAUAAACCCGAGUUUAGUGCUGUACCAUCGGACUGUGUUGGUGAAACAUUCAGUCGUGUUUUUGGUACAAAUACGUCAUUUCUGGAAAUAUUUCUCAUUGAAAGAAAAAUCAAAGGACCUUGUUGGUUAGAAAUUGUCGACCCUGUUCCGUCUAAUCCACUAGCCAGUUGGUGUAAAUUCGAAGUUACAUGUGAUAAUGUGAGCAAUAUUUCCGUCAUCAAAGACGGUGGACCUCCACCUCCGUUGGUUGUCGUUGCGCUAAACAUGCGGAUAACUCCGAUUCCGCCAAAAUCUGUGGAUAAUCAGAUCACCAUGAUAAGUUGUUUGGUGCAGACUAAAUAUCAUACUGAUAGAGAAGCUCCUAGUAAACCAUUUGAACACCAUUUUUGCGCAUUCACCAAACCAGAAAAAACUACUUGGCCUUACGACAAUAAAGAAUUUUUUGACAACUACAAAGCUACGAAAUUGGAUAAAGUCACUUCCGAGCGCGGCUUACUUGGAUUAUUUUUGGCCAAAUUUCACAAGAUAGAUCCAGAUUUAAUAGUUGGACAUGAUAUUUGCGGUUUCGAUAUAGGUACAUUGGUCCAUAGGCUAGUGCAAAAUAAAGUGAUGAAUUGGUCUCGAUUGGGAAGAUUACGUCGAUCAACUGCACCGAAUUUGGGAAAAGGUCGUAAUUUCGCUGAAAAAAAUAUAUUAUGCGGCCGUUUACUGUGUGACGUGACGAUUUCCGCCAAAGAACUUAUUAGAGCUAGGAGUUAUGACUUGGAUACUUUAUGUCAACAGGUGCUCAGUAUUCCAGAAGGAUCUAGGAAGGAUCUCAACUCUGAAGAAAUCAGAUCGAUGUACCAAACAUCAUCCUCCCUUUUGAAAUUGAUUGAACUGACCAUGUUGGACGCUUCUUAUAUUUUACGCAUUAUGUACAAAUUGAACGUUAUUCCGUUAUCGCUGCAAAUUACAAAUAUCGCUGGUAAUAUACUAUCUCGUACUCUGAUGGGAGGACGAGCAGAACGAAACGAAUACCUGUUGUUGCACGCUUUCAAUGAUCAAAAUUAUAUCGUACCCGAUAAAUCGUAUGCCAAAAAGAAUGUAAAAGGUGAUCAAGCGAAUUUACCGGAUAAUACUGCCGAACCAGUCGUUGGUAAAGGAAAGCGUAAGCCUCAAUAUGAAGGUGGUCUAGUACUUGAACCUAAGAAAGGAUUCUACGAUAAAUAUAUUCUGUUGAUGGAUUUCAAUUCCCUAUAUCCGAGCAUUAUUCAAGAAUUUAACAUAUGUUUCACGACGGUCUGUGUUCGAGGAAUGAAUAUAGACGAGGGAGAUAUUGAAGUAUUGAUGAAUCAUCUUCCUUCUGCCACCAAACCGGGAAUUCUACCCACUGAAAUUCGUAAACUAGUAGAAUCUCGACGAGCUGUAAAAACUUUAAUGGCGAGACCUGAUAUUUCAGCGGAUCUUAAGCAUCAAUACGAUAUUCGGCAGCUGGCUUUGAAAUUAACUGCCAAUAGUAUGUACGGUUGUUUGGGAUUCCCGAAUUCCAGAUUUUAUGCUAAGCCAUUAGCUGCUAUGGUUACUGCUAAAGGCAGAGAUAUUUUAGUAAAUACGAAGGACUUGGUGCAGAAACUGAAUUUUGAUGUGAUUUAUGGAGAUACGGAUUCUUUGAUGAUAAAUACGAAUUCUACUAAUUUCGACGAAGUUUUUCAAAUUGGUUACAAAAUCAAAGCAGAAGUAAACAAGCUGUACAGACAAAUUGAACUUGAUAUCGAUGGCGUUUUUAAAUACAUGUUGCUAUUAAAAAAGAAGAAAUACGCCGCAGUCACGAUUAGCAAAAUUAAUGAUAAAUUAGUGAAUAAACAAGAAAUUAAAGGUUUAGACGUCGUAAGAAGAGAUUGGUCUCCUUUAUCAGCCAACGCUGGAAGAUACGUAUUGAAUCAAUUACUCUGUGAUCAAAAUAUUGAAGACAAAUUGGCUAAUAUUCACUCGAAACUGCUCAAUAUUAAGAACGAUCUCGAACAGAACGCGGUUCCAAUCGGUGAUCUCGCUAUUACUAAACAGCUGACCAAAAAUCCCGAAGAUUAUCCGGAUAAGAAAAGUUUACCUCAUGUACAAGUCGCUUUGCGAAUGAAUCAACAUUUAACGAAAAAAUUCAAACAAGGAGAUACAAUUUUCUACGUCGUAUGCGAGGAUGGCACCACUAACGCAGCUACUCAACGAGCGUACCACGUAGAUGAGCUGAAAAGCAAUUCGGAUUUGAAAAUCGACGUAAAAUAUUAUCUUUCGCAGCAAGUUCAUCCUGUUAUUACUCGUUUAUGCGAACCUAUCGAAGGAAUUGAUGCUGCACAGAUAGCCGAAUCUUUAGGCCUCGACUCGUCAUCUUAUGUCAAAAGAAUUGAUACGAUAAUCGAAGAAAGCGAAGAAAUGCUUGUCGAUGAAAGUGAUAAGUUCAAAAAUUGCGAAAAGUUCGAAUUCAACUGCCCGGGAUGUAAUGAACUUAAUGUGAUAGAAUCUCCUGUCGAAAAAGGGAGUGAUGGCAAAUAUAAUAGUACUCUUGAUCGGUGCCUUGGUUGUGAUCGACAGCCAAUAGUACAGGAUGGUUUAUUUUUGCUGAAUAAAUUACUUCUAACAGUACGAUCUUUCAUCCAUAAAUAUUACCAAGAUUGGAUGCGUUGCGAAGAACCUACGUGUGGUUAUCGUACUAGAAUGAUCACUAAUUUGACUAAACGGUUCGAACCUUUAUGUCCUUCAUGCGCUUCAAAAAAUACUCUGCUGAGAGAAUAUGAUGAAUCCCAAUUAUACAAUCAACUGAGCUAUUUCCAACAUCUUUUUGAUAUCGAAUACAUUAGGAGUAAGUUGGAGAAAAAAGAUGAGAGAUGUACCGCGUCAAAUGCUUUUUACCAGAACUGUAUAAGACUUAAAAAUCGAGUUGAUGAGUUUUUACAGUAUAAUGCCUAUAAUAUAAUCGAUCUUGGCGAAAUUUGCAAACAGAUGUUAAUGAAGUAGUGAUUUUUAUUCUAAACCGAAGGUGAUUUCAGUGUUUUAUGUUUGUUUUAAUAUUAUUUUUACGGAAUAUAGAUUGUAUAUGUUUUCUUAUUUUUUUCAUUUCGAUAUUUAUUUUUCAAAAAUCGUAAUAAAAGUAUCGUUUAUUUUUAAA
Molecule: messenger RNA, 4880 nt
Organism: Planococcus citri (citrus mealybug)
Lineage: Eukaryota; Metazoa; Arthropoda; Insecta; Hemiptera; Pseudococcidae
Gene: DNApol-alpha180
Product: DNA polymerase alpha catalytic subunit
Exons: 24
Coding region: 317-4729 (1470 amino acids)
Biological process (GO): lagging strand elongation; mitotic DNA replication initiation; DNA replication
Cellular component (GO): alpha DNA polymerase:primase complex
Molecular function (GO): single-stranded DNA binding; DNA-directed DNA polymerase activity; DNA replication origin binding
Source: RefSeq, a predicted model, not a curated record